AUGGUUCUGUCGUUGACCUACCGCCGCCCGGCGUAUGUCUCUUCUCGCAGCUCGCUUGAUUCUGAGCAAAGUGGCGGAGUCGAGUCCAUCAACUCCAAUUCAAGCUGCCCCUACGGGAUUCCUGAUGCCUUGUCAUUUGACAAGAUCAUCAUUGGUGCUACUUGCCCCCCUGUGACGACCCGCGAAUUCAUGGACUUCCUCCGCUACAUCGAGCACGAUGCCGAGAACCUACAAUUCUACUUGUGGUACCGUGAUUACAGCAAGCGUUUUGCUGAGCUUCCCUUGAGCGAGCAGAAGCUGGCUCCCGAAUGGACUGCAGAACAUGCUCUGGCGGAGAAAACCAACGCCGAGAAGGAGAAGUUGCCCAAGAAAAUCGCCGGUAAUGCGGCCGCCAUGUUCAAGGGCACCGACUUUGAUCGGAAUGGCAAAAUCGGCAUGUCGGACGCUGCGCCAAACCCGUUCAACACGCCUCCGAGGACGCCUUCUGCCCAUGACGGGUACAGCGGCGCCCCAUCAAUCGUCGGCUACAGUGAGGAUGGCACAACUCUGCGGAGUGGAACCAUUGACCACGGCAAGAGAGCAGAGGCGGCUUUUGAUGAAGCAGGCGCCCUUCAGCCUUUCACCAUUCAGCCUUAUAGGGAGGAAAUCUCUCGUAUCAUUGCCACCUAUCUUGCCGACGGCGGCUCCAGACUCCUCAAUCUCUCCUCGAAGGAAAAGGCGGUCCUCUUGAAGGCUCUCUCAGUCACCACCCACCCUUCGGCUUUCCGCGAUGUCAUUGCCACGGUAGAAUGGUCCCUUCGUCACCAGGCCCAUCCCAACUUCAUUCGAUGGACGAUUUGCAACGGCAACAAGCCAAGACAGACCUUCGCGCGCGGUCUGGGUGUGGCCGGCAUUAUUGCGGGUAUUGUCUACGGCAUUGUCGUCACUUUGAGCGCGGUCAAUCGUGGCUGGAGAACCCUCGCCUUCCUUGGUCUCUUCAUCGGCAUUGCGACGUUGUUUGCCGCCUGGAAGGGCAUGUGUGUUGUGCUUCACGGUAUGCAUCAUCGACAUCUUCGUCCCUGGGAGCUGUUUGGGGACGAAGACGAAGCAUCAUCAGAUUACGCCUUGAAAAAAGAAUCGUUCGACAGUUUCGGCUCGGCCAACAGCUAUGAAGAUGAGCCAUGGGUGGCCAAGUACGAGAAGCGCAAUGUCAUCCGCAAGAUUUUCGACCGCGAAGUCUGGAUCCAAGAGCCUGCCCUCCGUCAAAUCCAGGACACCAUCUUUGUGCAAGCUCUGAUCACUGCAUUCGCCAUUUCUGCAAUCAUAACUGCCAUCUUCCUGGCCGUCCCCGCCGGCAAUUUCUUCUGA
Capronia coronata CBS 617.96 is the source of this 1347-nucleotide messenger RNA. RefSeq lists its product as uncharacterized. The record is from RefSeq and is a predicted model, not a curated record. The transcript has 5 exons. NCBI's taxonomy places the organism in Eukaryota, Fungi, Ascomycota, Eurotiomycetes, Chaetothyriales, Herpotrichiellaceae. Bases 1 to 1347 code for a protein of 448 amino acids.